AUGGUGUUGUUGACGAUGAUCGCCCGAGUGGCGGACGGCUUGCCUUUAGCAGCUUCAAUGCAGGAGGACGAGCAGUCUGGAAGAGAUUUGCAGCAGUAUCAGAACCAAGCAAAGCAGCUUUUUCGAAAACUUAAUGAACAGUCACCGGCACGAUGCACUUUAGAGGCAGGAGCCAUGACAUUCCACUACCUAAUUGAAAAAGGUGUUUGCUAUCUUGUACUGUGUGAAAUGUCAUUUCCGAAGAAGCUGGCAUUUGCUUAUUUAGAAGAUUUGUACAAUGAAUUUGAUGAGCAGCAUGGGAAGAAGGUACCAACUGUAUCCAGGCCUUACUCCUUUAUAGAGUUUGAUAAUUACAUUCAGAAGACAAAAAAGUCCUAUAUUGAUAGUCGAGCAAGAAGAAACCUGGGCUCCAUUAACACCGAGUUACAAGAUGUGCAGAGAAUCAUGGUGGCAAACAUUGAAGAAGUCUUAUUACGUGGAGAAGCACUCUCAGCACUGGAUUCAAAGGCCAGCAACUUGUCAAGUUUGUCCAAAAAAUACCGCCAAGAUGCAAAAUACCUGAACAUGCGAUCCACCUAUGCCAAGUUGGCAGCUGUUGUAGUGUUUGCCGUAAUGCUUAUUCUGUAUGUCCGGUUUUGGUGGCUUUGA
Messenger RNA from Staurois parvus, 648 nucleotides. The record is from the annotation of a GenBank genome assembly. Lineage: Eukaryota; Metazoa; Chordata; Amphibia; Anura; Ranidae.